AUGGAGGAACUCACCUCCGGCGACGCCGCCGCGGCGUCGCUGGCGCAGGAGCCGCGCGGACAGGCGGACGGGGAGGGGAGGUCACCGCGAGAGGCGGAGGCGUUCGAGGACGCUGUGGAAGAGGCGUCCACCGCCUCCGCGUCGCCGGUGGCGUGCUGCGGUGGCGAGGCCGCCGCGGAGGCUUCGUCACCGUCAGCGUGGAGAUCGCAGGGCGACGGGCCGUCGGCCGCGGAUGAAGCGGAAACGUACGAGUCGCCGUCGUCUUCGUCGUCGGGGUGUGCGGCGAUGGAGGGGGAGGAGUCCCCGUCGGUUUCUGAAUUGCGGGAGGAGCCGGGGAGGGUGGAUACUGGAAUCGCCGCGUCGCCGUCGGGGCAGCGCGCGGGAGGCGCGGAGGAGGACGAGAAUUCGAUGGACACGCCGGGGGCAGGAUCGCCGUCCAUGGAGGAGACGGAGUCGUGUAUGCACUCGGCGCCAUCGUCCCCGUCGCGCUCAGCCUCGUCGACGUCGUCUCCGCAGCUGCCGCAGAUCAAGCAGCAGUCGCGGCAUGUGCGAACCGGCAGCUUCCAGCGGUUCCGUGAGCAGAUGCAGCGCGCUUGGAAGUGGGGGCCAAUUGGAGGCGGAGGAGGUGGCGAGAGGAGCCCCAGGGAGCUGUUGCUACGGACGACUGUGAACAUUGAGGCUAUGGCGAAUCAGAAGCGGCAGUGGUAUCAAGCCCGCUCCAAGUCGCAGGAUAAUUUGCAAUAUAGGGAACCAACAUCGCUCUUUGAACAUUUUUUCGUGGUUGGUCUCCACUCUUAUGCAAAUGUCGGAGUAAUUGAGGAUGCUUUUGCAAAAAAGAAAGCUUGGGAAUCUAAUGUAGCACGAUCAGAGAUAGUAGAUCUUAGAAAAAUCCACUAUCAUGGACCUAUACCAUCUAUGGAACCCCAGAUUCUUUUCAAGUAUCCACCUGGAAAGAGAGCAGAAGUUAGGGAGGCUGAUUUACCCUCAUUCUGUUUUCCUGAAGGUGUAAAGGCUCGCCUAAUAGAGAGGACUCCAUCCAUGAGUGACCUGAAUGAAGUGAUAUUUGGGCAGGAACAUCUGUCUCGAGAUGAUUUGUCUUUUAUCUUCUCCCUCAAGGUAUCAGACAAUGCGCCACUAUAUGGUGUUUGUUUGCAUGUUCAGGAAAUAGUUCAAAAGGCACCUGGUAUACUAGGUGCAGUUUCACCCUUAAACCCUAAUUCCUAUAAGCCAAGUCGUUUCUUGGUUUCUGCACCACGUUGUUACUGUCUACUUACAAAGGUACCUUUUUUUGAGCUACACUAUGAGAUGCUAAACAGCAUUAUUGCACAGGAGAGGCUUGACAGGAUAACGCAGUUUGCUAGUGAAAUUGCUCUGGCUGAGCCAGUUCCUCGUCCUGUGAAAGAACAAGAUGGAGUAGACGGUGAUUUUGAUUCCUCAAAUGGGAUUCCAUACAUUGACUGGACAGAAUAUGCUGUACCUGUCAACAGUAUAUCAGGUCUCAUUUCUUCAUCAAGUGUUCCGUCAGAAAGGGACAUGUCUUCAUUUCUGUUCAGGAGCUGGGAGCCUAAUUCUUCCCAGAGUAUAUCUGCUAGUGAGAUUUCAGAUUCUAGUUAUGUAAGAGAAGUUGAGAAGGAGGCAAGGCAUAGUUUCCAGCAUUAUGAAGACUGUAUAUCAGGGAACUUGGAACCACGUUGUGAUAGCUUUGGGAGAGCAAGUUACAUAUAUGACAAUGGGAAUACUUCCCCAGAUCUUCUGUCCAUGCAUUCUCCUGCCUCUAGAAGAUUAAAGCGCGCACAAAGCGUGGAGUCUUUAUCUUUAGAAAGUUCAGUCAAAGGUGCCGCAUCAGAUGAAGAAUAUGAAGUAAAUGUGAAGCAUGAAGUGAUUGUUGAUGAUGAAAAAGUUAUAGGAUGGGCUAAGGCACACAAUAAUGAACCUCUACAGAUUGUUUGUGGUUACCAUGCUCUUCCUCUGCCACCUCGUGGUGGUGAACUUGUAUUCCGCCCCCUUGAACAUCUCCAACCUGUGAAAUACUCCCGGCCUGGAUUAUCCUUGUUGGGUUUUGGAGAGGCGAUUUUGAACAAUGCUUUGAUUAAGGCAGAAACAAAUAAGCUCAAUUCACAUUUGGCGGCUGCAGAAGAAGCUCUUGCAUUGUCGAUAUGGACUAUGGCUACAGUUUGUCGUUCUCUCUCUCUGGAAAGUGUGCUAGGAUUAUUUGCUGGAGUUCUGCUGGAGAAACAAAUUGUGGUAAUAUGCCCAAAUCUGGGUGUCCUGUCAGCAAUUGUUUUGUCAGUUAUACCGAUGAUAAGGCCGUUCCAGUGGCAAAGUCUGUUGCUUCCGGUUCUUCCGAUGAAAUUGAUUGAUUUUCUUGAUGCCCCUGUACCUUUCAUUGCUGGUGUACAACAUAAACCCCCUGAUAUCAAGAUGAAAGGAUCUAGUCUUGUCAGGGUCAAUGUCCAGAAAGAUCAGGUCAAGGCAUGUUCAUUGCCUCAACUUCCACGUUACAAGGAGCUCGUUUCUAAUCUCAGUCCACUUCAUGCCAGACUAUCUUGUGAGAAUUCUUUGGCUAAGAGACAUCCCAUCUAUAAAUGCAAUGAAGUUCAGGCUGACGUAGCUUGGAAGUUCUUAAAUGUAAUGAGAACCUACUUGGAAUCACUUUGCUCUGACUUGCGCUUUCAUACCAUUACAAAUGUACAGUCAAACAAUGACAGGGUUUCUUUGCUUCUGAAAGACAGUUUCAUUGAUUCGUUCCCCUCAAAUGAUCGACCAUUUAUAAAGCUCUUUGUGGAGACGCAGAUGUUCUCCGUUCUAUCAGAUUCUCGACUGUACAGUUUCGAAAAUGAACGGACAUAA
Miscanthus lutarioriparius is the source of this 2850-nucleotide messenger RNA. NCBI's taxonomy places the organism in Eukaryota, Viridiplantae, Streptophyta, Magnoliopsida, Poales, Poaceae. The record is from the annotation of a GenBank genome assembly.